This is a messenger RNA of Mauremys mutica (yellowpond turtle), 1961 nucleotides long. RefSeq names its product septin-1-like. NCBI's taxonomy places the organism in Eukaryota, Metazoa, Chordata, Testudines, Geoemydidae. Gene Ontology annotation, cellular component: cell division site; septin complex; septin ring. Gene Ontology annotation, molecular function: molecular adaptor activity; GTP binding; GTPase activity. The coding region runs from base 619 to 1707 and encodes 362 amino acids. Gene Ontology annotation, biological process: regulation of exocytosis; cytoskeleton-dependent cytokinesis. The transcript has 11 exons. The record is from RefSeq and is a predicted model, not a curated record.
CGGGUCUGAGCGGGGGAUGGUCUGAGGGAGGAGGCGUGAUACCGGGCUAGAUGGGCCCACGGGUCUGAGCGGGGGAUGGUCUGAGGGAGGAGGCGGGAUACCGGGCUAGAUGGGCCCAUGGGUCUGGCCCAGGGCUGCUGGUCAGAUCCUUCUCUCUAGCUCGGUUCCCCCAAAGCCCGGGCCCCUCCGGGACAGCUCAGAGCCUGGGGCUCUGAGGCCAGCACCCCGCUGCAAGGCUCUGGGGGACUUUCCUUCGUCGCCGGCUGAGUGGGGCGCUCGGCGUGGGUCGCGCCCGGGCUCUGGGCAGGAAGCCAAUAAAUACAGGAUGAGAGAAAAGGGCUCCCGGUGUGUGUCUGCCCCACGGCGCCCCACCAGGCCCAGCCAGGACUGUCGAGGGGGAGCGCCCCCUGCUGGGCCCCCCACCUCGCUCCCUGCAGCACAGCGCCCCCUACUGCCCCACAGGGGCCAGCCCUGCCGCCAGGGGAGCGCGGGGGGGUGGCCAAUGGGAGGGCGGCGGCGGGCGCGUCACGGUUUCCUUUCGCUGCUUGGUGCGAGAGGAAGUGGGCAGAGCAGACGCGGCCAGGUGCAGCGAGAGCUCAAAGCAGCGCAGACGCCGCCAUGGAUAAGGAAUACGUCGGGUUCGCCACCCUCCCCAACCAGCUGCAUCGGAAAUCUGUGAAGAAGGGAUUCGACUUUACUCUGAUGGUGGCAGGGGAGUCUGGGCUGGGGAAGUCGACGCUGAUCGACAGCCUGUUCCUGACGGAUCUGUACAAGGAUCGGACCCUGCUGGACGCCCAGGCGCGCAUCCCGCAGACCCUGGCCAUCGAGCGUCGCGCUGUGGAGCUGGAGGAGGGCGGCGUCCGGGUGAAACUCACCGUCGUGGACACCCCGGGCUUCGGGGACGCCGUGGACAACGCUGACUGCUGGGGGUCCAUAGUGGACUAUAUCGACCAGCAGUUCGAGCAGUUCUUCCGGGACGAGAGCGGGCUGAACCGGAAGAACAUCACGGACGGGCGGGUGCACUGCUGCCUCUACUUCCUCUCGCCCUUCGGCCACGGGCUGCGCCCCCUGGACGUGGCGUUCCUGCGGGCCGUGCAGCACAAGGUGAACAUCGUGCCGGUGAUCGGCCGAGCCGACGCGCUGACCCCCCGGGAGGUGGGGGCCAUGAAGGAGAAGAUCCGGCAGGAGCUGGAGGAAAACGCCAUCAGCAUCUACCAGUUCCCCGACUGCGACUCGGACGAGGACGAGGAAUUCAAGGCCCAGGACACGGAGCUGAAGCGCAGCAUCCCCUUCGCCGUGGUCGGCUCCAAUGACAUCGUCCGGGAGACCAAGGAAAAGGCCUUCCGGGGCCGCACGUACCCCUGGGGGGCGGUGGAAGUGGAGAACCCGGCGCACUGCGACUUCCUGAAGCUGCGCACGAUGCUGGUGCGGACGCACAUGCAGGACCUGAAGGAGGUGACCCAGGAGAUUCACUACGAGAACUACCGGGCGCAGUGUAUCCAGAGCCUGAGCCGCGUGGGCGCCCGCGACCGCGCCAGCCGCAUGAAACUGUCCCGGCAAAGCGCCACGGAGCUCCCGCUGCUGCCGCUGGAGACGGAGAAACUGAUCCGGGAGAAGGACGAAGAGCUGCGCCGGAUGCAGGAAAUGCUGCAGAAGAUGCAGGCCCAGAUGCAGCAGAGCCAGGGGGAGCAGUCGGACGCCCUGUGAGGAUUUCGGGGUCCCCCCGGCGGGCAGUACCCCCCACAGAGCAAGUGUCUUUUGGCCAGAGCAGCAGCAGAAGGGACGGGGGCGAUUCUCUGGGGCAGCCUGCGAAGCAGCACUCGCAGCCCCCCAAAUCCCUGCUCGCCAGAGCCCCCCAGGCUCCUACCUUCCGUGCCCCCCCAAUCACCCCGUUCUCCCCCUUCCUGGCUUUGCCACUAACGCCUCCCUCAAUAAACUCACCCCUGUGUUUGCACCACUGC